This is a messenger RNA of Aegilops tauschii subsp. strangulata, 633 nucleotides long. RefSeq names its product tyrosine--tRNA ligase 1, cytoplasmic-like. Lineage: Eukaryota; Viridiplantae; Streptophyta; Magnoliopsida; Poales; Poaceae. Gene Ontology annotation, cellular component: cytoplasm. The record is from RefSeq and is a predicted model, not a curated record. Gene Ontology annotation, biological process: tyrosyl-tRNA aminoacylation. Gene Ontology annotation, molecular function: tyrosine-tRNA ligase activity; ATP binding.
AUGCAGUGUGCCGCCGUGUUGUUCCAGAAGGAGGAUGUAUGGCUGCUGUCCAUGGAUCAUGAGGAGGGCCUUCCCUAUGUCGGCACACUCACCAGAGAGUACUGCAGAGACAUGAAGGGUGAAGAUUAUGGACCUAUCAUUCUGUCCCAUGGCGAGCUCCCCAAUUUGAUUUUAGACCAUGAACAUGAUAAGAUACAAGAUCCAAUGUUCACCAUCUUCAUGGAAGACGAGGAGCGAGAUGUGCCUGUGAAGAUAAGGAACGCUCACUGCCCUGCGAAAGUUGCAGAAGGCAACCCAUGCCUGGAGUACAUCAAACAUAUUGUGCUUCCAUGGUUUGGAUGCUUUCAGGUGCCCAGCGAGGAAGAGAACAGUGGUGGCACUAGCAGGACAUUUAGGAAGAUGGAGGAGCUUAUCGCCGAUUAUGAGAGUGGUGUGCUGCAUCCCACCAAGGUGAAGCUGGCCCUUACAAAGGCGCUGAACAACAUUAUGGAGACUGUACGUGGCCACUUCGCCGACAGCAGUGAAGCCAGAGACCUGAAGCUAUGCAGGUGUACUACAUUCAUCAACGACCACUAUAUGCAUAACGUUGUAGUCUUCAAGGAACAUGUCUCGUUUAACUAUGCCUUUAAUUAG